Molecule: messenger RNA, 1530 nt
Organism: Alexandromys fortis (reed vole)
Lineage: Eukaryota; Metazoa; Chordata; Mammalia; Rodentia; Cricetidae
Product: guanine nucleotide-binding protein G(I)/G(S)/G(O) subunit gamma-2-like
Exons: 1
Coding region: 284-499 (71 amino acids)
Biological process (GO): G protein-coupled receptor signaling pathway
Cellular component (GO): heterotrimeric G-protein complex
Molecular function (GO): G-protein beta-subunit binding
Source: RefSeq, a predicted model, not a curated record
CCACAACCCUUGCUUGCACGCUGCCUCAGACCUGUUCAUUACUUUUGCCAGUUAAGAGCAGCUUUGGUCACUGGGUCAUAUCCUAAGGAAUGACCAACACAGUGGAGGGAGACUGGGACAGUGCUAUCUUAUCAGCUUUAAGAGUUCACCUCCAGACCCAUCAGCUCCGCCAGAAGAAGCUGCUCUCUAACCAAGCUUCCGGAGCCAAGCAAGUCAGAUCUGCCAGUGAACCUCCGGCCUUGAAAGUUGACUAGAGUGUCUGAUAACCCUAUCCAGCUCCUCGAUGGCCAGUAACAACACCGCUAGCAUAGCACAAGCCAGGAAACUGGUGGAGCAGCUGAAGAUGGAAGCCAACAUCGACAGGAUAAAGGUGUCCAAGGCGGCUGCAGACUUGAUGGCCUACUGUGAGGCACACGCCAAGGAAGACCCACUGCUGACCCCAGUCCUGGCCUCAGAAAACCCCUUUCGGGAGAAGAAGUUCUUCUGCGCUAUCCUUUAAGUCUCUGAGAGGAAGAUGAAGACCGCCGGGCUCCAGGGACAUUGAUGUAGAGUUUCUAGCAAAGUGGGCGCCUUUCUGGUCUGCAGCAUUUAAAGAGAGGAAGGAGAACCAUCCUGGACACUCCAGGCUGUGCAUGUCUAAAGAAUUGUCCCCUUGUGAGAAUGGAAGCCAAUUCCACACCCAGCUUUAGAGAUCUGACCCUGCAGACCUGUCUGGAGGAGGGCAAUGUAUAAAAAACAAAAUCGGUGUCACUUCUUUCCUGCUAUCCCUUUAAGAUCUUACAUUUCUGCUUCAUAUUUAAAAAAAAAAUUAAAGCCAGUGUCUUGAGCUGAGAUAUGACUGACCUUCUGGGAAUGAGAAUUGUCUUUAGAUGCCCUCUGAUAAACUGCUGUCUCAUGUAGCCACAGUUCUACUUAAUGGCAUCCAUGUUUAGUCCUUCGUGCCUUGUUCUUUUCCUUCCCUUUCUCUUUCUCUACCCCUCCCGAUUGGAAUAUUGUGGAGAUAAGUCUAGGUUUAUGUGUUAAAGUGAACUCUAAGGAUAAGUGAAUAGCUGUGAUGUUUAGAAAGAUGUUCCCCAUAGUCUGUCUCCACGAGAAUAAUAAUAAUAAAAAGAAUGCACACACACACACACACACACAAUGCCGGCUGUCUGUGUUCUCUUACCACUGUUCCUAAUAUUUGUAUAUAAUAGUUUUGAUUCUGCAAGUAAAUGUAAAUCAUGUGUUGUGAAAAAAAAAAAAGAGUUCACCUCCAUCUCACUGGAGCUGCUACGUCCUAAAUGUCUUUUUGCUACAAUGCCAACUUGCUAGUCCUUAACAAAAGCAAAGCUCGCUAGUGAGAUUCCUCAGGUGUGGAGGGGCUAGUGUACCCGGGAUCACCUACUUCCCCACUCCUUGCCACACAUAUGGCAUGAGGGGUGACAGCAUACACUGCAUUGGGAACUACAAGACAGGAGACACACAGUGAAGCUGGCAACCACUGUGUCCCUGUUGAUGAAGCCCUGGCCCCAUCUGCUAGUCUUCCUGAGCCAG